UCACCCGCCCGCGCCCCGGAACCACAACCCCGGCGGGAGGAGCUUCCUCCCGGCUUCCUCCUGCAGCUCCCCGCCCGUGGAAGCCAUGGAGGCGGUGGCGAUGGGGCGGCGGGAGGAGGACAAGGAGGGCCGGUGCCCGCAGGCAGGGAGGGAACCACCGCUGCCGGCGGAGAAGGCGAAAGAGGAGAACGAGUUGCACCUCGCCAAGCGGAGGAAAGUGCUGUGCUCCGAGUUUGCCGCCAUCACCAGCAGCGACGCGGCGGUGGCGCGCAGCUUCUUGGCCGACAACGACUGGCACUUGCAGAGGGCGCUGAACGCCUAUUUCGAGCCGCCGCUGGAGGAGGAAAAGGAGGAAGAUGUGGAUGUGGAGAAGGCGGCGGCGGGUGGGGUGCAGCCAGCCUGCCCCGGGCCCGGCAGCUGGAUUGACCUCACAGGAGUUGCGACUACUAGUAAUGCUGAUGUCAGUAGUGCAGACUUGAAGCAAAAAGAAGAUGACAGCAGCUUCUCACUGAUAACGUGGAACAUUGAUGGGCUGGAUGUAGGAAAUCUAAAAGAAAGAGCUAGAGGAAUCUGUUCUUACCUGGCAUUAUAUAGUCCAGAUGUUGUGUUUUUACAAGAGGUCAUCCAACCACAUCUCCGUCUUCUAGAGAUGAGAGCGAGCAGCUACACUGUUAUUCCAGGCAACAUAGAUGGCUAUUUCACUGUCAUAAUGUUGAAGAAAUCAAGAGUGAAGAUACUGAAAUAUGAGAUAAUACCUUUUCCAUCAACCUCUAUGAUGAGGAACCUUUUGGUUGUGCAUGUGAGUGAGUCAGUAUGUACUGAACAGCUGUGUUUCUCCCUUCAAAACAAAAAAUUCCAGAAAAGGCUGGACUGGCUUUGCUCUGUGGCAGUCUCAAACAGCAGAAAAGCUUCUCCAAACACAGGAACCCAUUUGAUGCAUUUGAUACUAACGAACUUAAAUAUUUAUGUGAGCAUAUCUGGUAAUGAACUUUGCCUCAUGACUUCUCAUCUGGAGAGCACUAAAGAUCAUUCUAAGGAGCGUAUGAAGCAGUUGAAAAUAGUGUUAAACAAAAUGCAGAAGGAGUCUGAGUCCACCACUGUUAUAUUUGGAGGUGAUACAAACCUCAGAGACAGUGAGGUUGCUAAACUGGGUAGCUUACCUAACAACAUCAUGGAUAUCUGGGAGUUUUUGGGUAAACCUCAACACUGCCGCUACACUUGGGACACCUACUCCAAUACCAACCUGAAUGCAGAGUACAAGUGCAAGUUGAGGUUUGAUCGCAUUUACUUUCGGCCUGCAGCAGACGGGGGACAUAUUAUUCCACGAAGUAUGGACUUAAUCGGACUGGAAAAACUAGACUGUGGCAGAUUCCCUAGUGAUCACUGGGGUCUUCUGUGUAAGUUUGAUGUGAUAUUAUAAAAAAAAAACCAAAACAACAAACCAGACAGUCUUGCAUUGUUAAUUUUUAGGUGACCUGUUCUUGUUUUUUACAAAAUUUUACCCUCUCAGUUUAAAUAGGACGUAUUUAAAUUUUCAACCCCAAUACAUUCUCUGCUCUUGACUCUUACUGGAAUGGCUCCAUUUCAAGCCAAGGAUCCCUUUACUUCAUAGUGUGCAUCUAUUCUGGAAUCAAAUUUUUGAAAAUUUACUUUUAGCAGUACACACAAAUACAAAACCAAAUUCUAGUCUUAAAACGGGAGGAAAAACCUGUAAAUACAAUUCAUAAACAUACUUGGUGAUUUAAAACUCACUUUUAUUUUGGCAUGUAUUAUAAUCUCAUAAUAAAUGCUGCUUUUUAUUUUAAGAAUACUUUUAUUAUGUCUGCUUUGUUUCUUUUGUAACUGUUUCUGGCACCCUGAGUACAGGAAAAACAUGGACCUGUUCGAGGGGGGCCAGAGUCAGCCACAAAAAUCAUCAGAGGGCUGGAACAGCUCUGCUGUGAGGACAGGCUGAGAGAGUUGGGGUUGUUCAGCCUGGAGAAGAGAAAGCUCUGGGGAGACCUUAUUGCAGCCUUUCAGUGCUUAAAAGGAGCCUGUAAGAAAGAUGGAGACAGACUUUGUAGCAGGACCUGUUGCGAUAGAGCAAGGGGCGAUUCAAGCUGGACAUGAGGAAGAAAUUUAUUACAAUGAGAGUGGUGAAACACUGGCCCAGGUUGCCCAGAGAGGUGGUAGGUGCCCUGUUCCUGGAGACAUUCCAGGCCAGGCUGGAUGGGUCUCUGAGCAACCUGGUCUAGUUGAAGAUGUCGCUGCUCAUUGCAGGGGGUUGGACUAGAUGACCUUUGAAGGUCCUUUACAACCCAAACUAUUCUGUGAGUCUGUGAUUUCCAUUAUCCUUUACAACUCUGUCUUUUGUAGGGUGUUUUGUAUUAGCUUUGGAAGUUUGUGUUGUAUAUAUGUACUUAUUCAGGCAAGGAGCUGAGGAAAGAAUGCUGAGGUCUUAGAGAAUAAGAGUUUCUUAAAUAGGAAUUAGACUUAUAUUGAACAGAUUUAAGAAUGAUAUGCCUUCUAUUGGACAAGAAAAUCAUAUAGGCAGAUACAUGGAAGUUGUUCAUGUGGGAAUGUAUAUACCUUACUUUGUGUUUAUUAACCUGGAUAUGAGUUGUAGAUUAAAAUGUGUUAUUUUUCUAGUGAGCUUCUAGAAACAAUGCUCUGGUAAACUGUUGUGCAAAGCCUGAACAGCUCAAGGUCUCACUGACUUUGCAAAAGAUUAAACAGACUCUCUUACUCAAA
Molecule: messenger RNA, 2730 nt
Organism: Columba livia (rock pigeon)
Lineage: Eukaryota; Metazoa; Chordata; Aves; Columbiformes; Columbidae
Gene: TDP2
Product: tyrosyl-DNA phosphodiesterase 2
Exons: 7
Coding region: 86-1420 (444 amino acids)
Biological process (GO): double-strand break repair
Cellular component (GO): PML body; cytoplasm
Molecular function (GO): single-stranded DNA binding; 5'-tyrosyl-DNA phosphodiesterase activity; protein binding
Source: RefSeq, a predicted model, not a curated record